GCUCGCUCUCCUCGCGGUCUUCUCCUCCUCCUCCUCCUCUUCCUCCUCCUCCUCCUCCUUUUUUUUUUUUUUUUUUUUUUUUUUUGCACGGCGGUCGCUACCUAGCUACAAACGGGUUUUGCCUCGCUCGCUCCCCGUCCUCCCGGGCUCCUCUAUGUUCGAUUCUUUUUUCCCGCCUGGCGCCGGUGGAAAAUAAAAAAGCCACUUGAAUGUACAGCAUGAUGAUGGAGACGGACUUGCACUCCCCCGGCGGAGCCCAGGCCCCCACGAACCUCUCGGGGCAGACCGGAGCGGGAGGCGGCGGCGGCGGCGGAGGCGGCGGCGGCGGCGGCGGCGGCGGCGGGGGGAACAAAGCGAACCAGGACCGGGUCAAGAGACCCAUGAACGCCUUCAUGGUGUGGUCGCGGGGCCAGCGGCGGAAGAUGGCCCAGGAGAACCCCAAAAUGCACAACUCGGAGAUCAGCAAGCGCCUGGGGGCCGAGUGGAAAGUCAUGUCGGAGGCCGAGAAGAGACCGUUCAUCGACGAGGCGAAGCGGCUGCGGGCGCUGCACAUGAAGGAGCACCCGGAUUAUAAAUACCGGCCCCGGCGGAAGACCAAGACCCUGCUCAAGAAGGACAAGUACUCGCUGGCCGGGGGGCUGCUCGGCGCCGGCUCGGCCGGCGGAGGCCCGCCCGGCGUCGGCGUGGGCAUGGGGGUCGGCGUCAGCCCCGGCGGCGUCGGGCAGCGCCUGGAGAGCCCCGGCGGCGCGGCCGGCGGCGGCUACGCGCACAUGAACGGCUGGGCCAACGGCGCCUACCCGGGCUCGGUGGCGGCGGCGGCGGCGGCGGCGGCGAUGAUGCAGGAGGCUCAGCUCGCCUACGGCCAGCACCCGGGCGGCGGGGGGCACCCGCACCACCCGCACCCCCACCACCCCCACCACCCGCACAACCCGCAGCCCGUGCACCGCUACGACAUGGGCGCCCUGCAGUACAGCCCCAUCUCCAACUCGCAGGGCUACGUGAGCGCUUCGCCCUCGGGCUACGGCGCCUUGCCCUACGGCUCCCAGCCCCACCAGAACUCGGCGGCGGCGGCGGCGGCGGCGGCGGCGGCGGCGGCGGCCGCUUCCUCGGGCGCGCUGGGCGCCCUGGGCUCGCUGGUGAAGUCGGAGCCCAGCGUCAGCCCGCCCGUCACCUCGCACUCGCGGGCCCCGUGCCCCGGGGACCUGCGGGAGAUGAUCAGCAUGUACUUACCGGCGGGGGAAGGCGGCGAUCCGGCGGCCGCCGCCGCCCAGAGCCGCCUCCACUCCCUGCCCCAGCACUACCAGAGCGCCAGCACGGGGGUCAACGGCACCGUCCCCUUGACGCAUAUCUGAGCCGGCGCCGGCACCGGCACCGGCGGCGGCAGCGGG
This is a messenger RNA of Harpia harpyja (harpy eagle), 1388 nucleotides long. RefSeq names its product SRY-box transcription factor 1 (gene SOX1). Gene Ontology annotation, molecular function: RNA polymerase II cis-regulatory region sequence-specific DNA binding; DNA-binding transcription factor activity, RNA polymerase II-specific. Lineage: Eukaryota; Metazoa; Chordata; Aves; Accipitriformes; Accipitridae. The transcript has a single exon. The coding region runs from base 210 to 1352 and encodes 380 amino acids. Gene Ontology annotation, biological process: cell differentiation; regulation of DNA-templated transcription; anatomical structure morphogenesis. The record is from RefSeq and is a predicted model, not a curated record.